AUGUCCUCCAGGAACAGCCUAUCGCAUCGCCGCACGCACAACCUGCUUUUAAUAUCCAAACUGCUCAGCCUGAGGGACACGGCUUCCCCGCUGACGCUGGUCUUGGACUCGCUCGGGCAGCCUGCCAGACCCCUGUUGAAGGAGUAUAUACGACGCGCACAGUUAUCAAAAGUGCAUGUUAUAUUCGUCUCAUUCGAGACCCUUAAAAAGCCCCAUGGCGUUGACUGCUUCGUCUUUGCGCAACGAAAGAAACCCGCCGACCUGGCCAAGGAGAUCACUGCUGCAUCUUCGUCUGCUGGUUCGACUCGGAGACGCCUGAUCAUCAUUGAUAGCGUGAACCCUCUUCUGAGCAAGCCAGGAAUACAUCUACCAUCCUACCUGGGUUCGCUCGUUGCGCCGAGCAAUGCAUCGGCACAAAUCCAAACAUCGCUGGUCGUGACAUAUCACCGCGACAUUGUCGGAAUCAAGCAGCGCCAGCCCUACGCUCCAUCUGACUUUUCCCUCCUGAGUUAUCUAGCCACAACUAUCAUCACCCUCCACAACCUGGCGCAUAUUCUCGCGCAAAAAUCUGCUCGGGAUCGGAGUCUCGCGGCCCCCGUUUUUGGUUUAGAAGAAGAGCAAGAGGGCGUUAUUCUGGGCAAGGUCGACGGCUCAGAGCGCGCGAGCGGCGGAAUUGUGAUCGAGAUGGAGCACCGACGUAAAAGCGGACGUGGCGUCGUCGAGUGGUAUCAUCUUCCCUCGGCUAGUCGGUAUCUGCCGCAAGAGUUGAAAGAGGUGGUCACCUUGCUAGACGACCAUCCUCUUUUCCAACGGGCCGAGGACGAUGGCGCGCCAGAAGACGAGGAGCCUGGGUCUACUUUUGAAUUGAAGCUAACCGAGCGCCAGCGCCGCGACAGAGAAGGCGUAGUGUUGCCUUAUUUUGAUGCGCAAAAGGGCGGUGGUCCUGGAGAGGGAGGGCGAAUCCUGUACGACAUGGGAGAAGAAGACGACUUUGACGAGGAGGAAGAUGAGAUUUGA
Messenger RNA from Talaromyces rugulosus, 1017 nucleotides. RefSeq lists its product as uncharacterized. Gene Ontology annotation, biological process: tRNA wobble uridine modification. The transcript is spliced from 3 exons. Gene Ontology annotation, molecular function: tRNA binding. Gene Ontology annotation, cellular component: nucleus; elongator holoenzyme complex; cytosol. Bases 1 to 1017 code for a protein of 338 amino acids. Lineage: Eukaryota; Fungi; Ascomycota; Eurotiomycetes; Eurotiales; Trichocomaceae. The record is from RefSeq and is a predicted model, not a curated record.